This is a messenger RNA of Impatiens glandulifera, 1709 nucleotides long. Its product is annotated as cytochrome P450 76T24-like. Gene Ontology annotation, molecular function: oxidoreductase activity, acting on paired donors, with incorporation or reduction of molecular oxygen; monooxygenase activity; iron ion binding. The record is from RefSeq and is a predicted model, not a curated record. NCBI's taxonomy places the organism in Eukaryota, Viridiplantae, Streptophyta, Magnoliopsida, Ericales, Balsaminaceae. The transcript has 4 exons. Bases 29 to 1552 code for a protein of 507 amino acids.
AAACAAGAAUCAAUUGAAUUACAAGAUCAUGGAUAUUAUUCCUUUGAUUCUCUCCUCAUUCCUCUUCAUCUUCUUUCUCAGUUCAGCUCUUUCUCACUUUAGAAGAAGGAAGCUUCCCCCAGGUCCUAUUGGCCUGCCCAUCUUUGGAAACCUUUUUCAGGUUGGGCCGAAGCCACAUGUGUCGUUUGCGAGACUGGCCAAAAAGUACGGUCCAAUAAUGUCCAUACGGCUCGGUUCUGUCACAUCGGUGGUUGUUUCUUCCCCGGAGAUUGCCCGAGAGAUUUUACAGAAGCAUGACGAGGUUUUAUGUGACAGGGCAAUACCAGACGUUGCGAGAGGCCAAGCUAAUUUUCACAUCUCCAUGGUUUGGCUUCCCUACGGCAAUAGGUGGCGGAUGCUCAGACAAGUAUUGAACACUCAGUUGACACACAUGCAUAAGUUGGACUCCUUGGUCGAGUUGAGGCAUAAGGCUUCUAGAGAGCUUGUGGAAUUCGUGAAGGAGAUCUCUCAACGCGGUGGGCCGGAGAUUAUUGGGGAGAGACCGGUUGCUAUCGGAAACUUGGCUUUCGCGACCGCUCUCAACCAAAUGUCAAAGACUUGUUUCUCGCAGAAUGUCGCAGAAUAUGAAUCCAAAGAGAUUCAGGGGUUUAUGAAGGCGGUGAAAACAGUGAUGCAUGUGGCGGGACAGUUUAACAUAGCAGACGUGUUUCCUUGGCUUAAGACAAUGGAUCCACAAGGGUUGAGGCGCAAGUCUAAGGAAGCUUAUGGCUGGCUUGAGGCUGUGGUUGAUGUCUUUGUUAACAAAAGGAUGCAAUGGAGGAAGGAUUCUAGCCUUUCUUCUUCUUAUACACAUCAUGAUGGUGAUCUCUUGGAUUCAUUUAUAGACUACAGUCUUAAAGACCCUAACUUUAAUACUCAACAGCUCAAAGUCUUACUACUGGAGUUAAUUCUGGCUGGAUCUGAUACAACAUCCAUCACCGUUGAAUGGGCAAUGACGGAACUUCUUUUGAAUCCAGACAUAAUGAUAAAGCUUCGUCAAGAGAUAACAGAGGUAAUUGGCCCAAAGGGAGAAAUAGAAGAAGCUGACAUUAUUAAUUUACCAUACCUACAAGCUGUAAUUAAAGAAGCAAUGAGGCUUAGGCUAGCUGUUCCACUUCUAAUUCCCCACAAUUCCAAAGAAGAAGUUGAAGUUAAUGGCUACGUGAUCCCUAAGAACACACAAACAAUCAUAAAUGCUUGGGCAAUGGCUCGAGAUCCCUGCUACUGGGAAGCCCCCGACAAGUUCUUACCCGAGAGAUUUCUGAACUCAAACAUGGAUUUUAAAGGGCAACAUUUUGGGUUCAUUCCAUUUGGUUCUGGACGAAGAAUAUGCCCUGGGAUACUCGUGGCUCAACGCAUGGUUAGCCUCAUAAUUGCGUCAUUGGUUUACCAUUUCGAUUGGAAGCUUCCAAGAGGUACCACAAUAGAUAACCUUGACAUGGAUGAUGUCUUUGGCCUCACACUCCGAAGGGCUAUUCCAUUGCUCGCGGUCCCAAAACUGAUUAAACACUGAUAUAUGAUUAAUUAAAUGGUGUUGUGUUAAGUUAUUGAAAAUUGAGUGCAGUGUCAAGUUAAAAUAAAAGAUCUUUUGAUAGAUCAAUUGUCUCAUUAUUAGUGUCACAUGUUACUUGGGAUACAUCUUGUUUAACUUAAUAUUAGAAGUCAUUUCA